AUGAUCCACUAGCAGGAGAAGCAGGAGUGAUUUCCUCUUGCGCCGCUACGAUGUAACGGCUCACUGUACUACAUCGGAGACGAACCAAUGACUACAGUGUGACUUCACUUAAGAGUUUUAGAUCACCCUGGGCUAUUUUGUUGCCCAGUAGUGAUUUACAAAGCAGAUAGAGACAUUUAUUAGACGAUGGCCGCAGACGUGGAUAAAACUCCUGCUGGAGAGCCAAGGGAUGAUCAUCAUAAUGAAGAUUGCGCGACUCCAUCCAGCAGACGCGCCCGCUCACGUUUCAAGCAACUCUCCAGUUUAUUUCUCAUCGCUGCUGUUCCUUUCAUCGGCUUUUGCAUUAAAUAUUACCAGGACGUCCAGCUUGUGAAACGACAUGAGGCAGGAUUGAAGGCUCUGGGAGCAGACGGACUCUUUUUCUUUUCAUCCCUGGAUACUGAUCAUGACCUCUAUCUCAGUCCAGAAGAAUUUAAACCUAUUGCAGAAAAACUCACAGGUGUGGCACCUCCCCCAGAGUUUGAAGAGGAGAUACCACAUGACCCGAAUGGAGAGACGCUGACCCUGUAUGCUAAAAUGCAGCCGUUGCUGCUGGAAAGCAUGACUAAGAGCAAAGACGGCUUUCUAGGGGUUUCACACAGCUCUCUUAGUGGGCUGAGAUCUUGGAAACGUCCAUCGGUUCCUUCAUCCACGUUUUAUGCCAGUCAGUUCAAGGUCUUCCUGCCACCCAGUGGUAAAUCUGCCCUGGGCGACACUUGGUGGAUCAUUCCCAGCGAAUUGAACAUCUUCACUGGCUACCUUCCCAACAACCGCUAUCAUCCUCCCACACCACGAGGCAAAGAGGUGCUGAUCCACUCUCUGCUGAGUAUGUUCCACCCGCGGCCCUUUGUAAAAACUCGCUUCGCUUCACAGGGAGCUGUGGCUUGUAUACGGGCUGCUAGUGACUUCUAUUAUGACAUUGUUUUCAGAAUCCAUGCUGAGUUCCAGCUAAAUGAUGUUCCAGACUUUCCAUUCUGGUUCACUCCUGGACAGUUUACUGGUAACAUCAUCCUCUCCAAAGAUGCUUCUCACGUCCGAGAGUUUCACCUCUACGUCCCAAAUGACAAAUCUCUGAACGUGGACAUGGAGUGGCUUUAUGGAGCCAGUGAGAGCAGCAACAUGGAGGUGGAUAUUGGAUACUUACCUCAGAUGGAGCUCAGAGCAGAAGGUCCCUCCACUCCCUCAGUGAUCUAUGACGAGCAGGGGAACAAGAUUGACAGCCGUGGGGAGGGAGGAGAGCCUAUUCAGUUUGUGUUUGAGGAGAUUGUGUGGAGUGAAGAGCUGAGCAGAGAAGAAGCAUCCAGACGCCUGGAGGUCACAAUGUACCCUUUUAAAAAGGUGCCAUAUUUACCAUUCAAUGAGGCCUUUAGCAGAGCUGAUGCAGAGAAGAAGCUGGUUCACUCCAUCCUCCUCUGGGGAGCUUUGGAUGACCAGUCAUGCUGAGGUUCGGGGCGGACUCUUCGAGAGACAGUCCUCGAGAGUUCGCCCGUCCUGGCCUUGCUCAACCAGAGCUUCAUCAGCAGCUGGUCUCUAGUCAAAGAGCUGGAGGAUCUGCAGGCUGAUAAGAAGAAUCUAGAUUUGAGUGAAAAGGCUCGCUUGCAUUUGGAAAUGUAUACUUUUCCAGUGGAGAUGAUGGUGGCGUUGCCCAACGGCACUGUGGUCCAUCACAUCAAUGCUAAUAAUUUCCUGGACCAGACAUCCAUGAAACCAGAGGAUGAGGGGCCUGCUAUUAGUUUCUCUGCAGGUUUUGAGGAUCCUUCAACAUCCACAUACAUCCGCUUCCUACAGGAAGGACUCGAAAAGGCCAGACCUUACCUGGAAUCAUAAAACUGAUUCAAGACUAUCUCUCCAGAAACAUCAGUGCACAUUAGAGAUAACUGAAAGGAGUAUGAGGGGAAAAAGAAAGGAAGCACUGAUAUCCACUCCCCCGUGUCUGAUUUUUAGGAACGGAAUGUGGAGGAGCCGACACAGUUUUUCUUAUUCAGAAGGCAGCUGGUGACCACGUCUUCCUUAAAGUGACACAUUACAUGAAAAAGAAUGCUCAAUAUGACAUCAUGUUGUCACUAGGGUCACAAGUGUGGUUUGUCACCCAAUCAAACCUAAACGCUGUUUAACUACACAACACAAGUCAUAUAUUUUUAUAUAGUACACUUCUUGAGUGACGAAUGUCAUUAGUCUGAUCUAUUAGUCUGUUCAGACUAAUGAACUGAAACUGCAUUAUGUUGUAUAUUGAUUGGAUAAAACCACUUUUAUACUUUCGUUUCACGCAUACAAAGCCACUUAUGUUUUGCUGCAUAAUUUCCACAUAGUUCUGUAGGACACAGAAGGGUGCUGGCUGUGCCUUCCUCGAUUAGGCAGUUUGUGAUGGUCUGUUCUGAAAGCCCAAUCGGUGAGAUCAGGCCUGAUGUUGUUGUUUAAGUCUGUGGAAGCAACGUCUGCUUUUCUGUGUCUGAACAGAAUACUGGCACUAUGCUAAAACACACAAAGCAAAGCUUUGGCUCAACCACACAGCUGCAGGAAAGCUGCCAUGGGCUCUACUAUAUUACGCCUGAUAUCCACUUUCGUGGGUGGAGGUACAUAGUGGUCGGUUAGGAACAUCACUUUUUUUUUUGUCUUUUAUAAAUUAAAUAUAAUACAAAAAGCUUACAAACACUCAUGUCUGAUUCUUUCUACCAGAUUUAAGCUGAAAACCAGAGUAGAAACAGGAAGGAACACUACUUUUUUUUUUUUUUUUUUUUUUUUAAAUGUAAGCUGGCAUAGUAUUCAUUGUCCUUAAAGGAUUAGUUCACUUCCAGAACAAAAACUUACAGAUAAUGUGCUCAACCUCCAUUUUCAUCCAAGGUCUUCAUAUCUUUCUUUCAUUCGUAAAGAAAUUGUUUUUUGAGGAAAAUGUUUUAGGAUUUCUCUCCAAGUAAUGGACUUCUAUGGUGCCCCCAAAUGUGAACUUCCAAAGUGCAGUUUAAAUGCAGCUUCAAAAGGCUCUAAACGAUCCCAGCCGAGGAAAAAAGGCAUUUUGGAGGUUCAAAUUUGGGGGCAAUAUAGAAGUCCAUUUACGUGGAAUGAACAGCUUGGAUGACAAGGGGGUGAGUACAUUAUCUGUAAAAUUUUUGUUCUGGAAGUGAGCUAAUCCUUUAAAAGUUACAACAGGCUGUUAAUCUUUUCAGCAGGUAACUUUUGCGCUACUGUUCAAAAGUUUGGGAUCUGUAAGAUGUUUUUGAAACAUUGAUUUUUUUUUUUUUUUUUUUUUUCCUUUAUUAAUUACUCACCUCUAUAUGGUUCCAAACCAGCGUUUAUUUUCAAAACUUAAACUAAGAUUUGUUUUUAUGAAAUCUGAGUUUUUUCUGAUCCUUCAUAGACAGCAAGGGUACUACCACGGUCAAGGCACAGAAAUGUAGUAAGGACAUCGGUAAAACAGUCUGUUCAACUGUAAUUUUACGAAGCUUGUAAGGGUCAGAGAGCUUUGAUUUCAUCAAAAAUAUCUUAAUUUGUGUUUGAACAUGAACGAAGAUCUUAUGGGUUUGGAACAACAUAAAGGUGAGCAAUUAAUGACAGAAUUUUCAUUUUUGGGUGAACAAUCCCUUUAACAUGUCCUUACUCAAUAAAAUGUUGUACUGACCCCAAACUUUUGAAUGGUAGUGCAUGAAAUAACAUCCCUGUAACUGCAGUUCUGUGUAAAUGCAUUUCUC
Molecule: messenger RNA, 3725 nt
Organism: Labeo rohita (rohu)
Lineage: Eukaryota; Metazoa; Chordata; Actinopteri; Cypriniformes; Cyprinidae
Gene: selenon
Product: selenoprotein N
Exons: 12
Biological process (GO): skeletal muscle fiber development; calcium ion homeostasis
Cellular component (GO): endoplasmic reticulum membrane
Source: RefSeq, a predicted model, not a curated record